AUGUCGAAAACUAUGCCAUCGAUUCGCAAAUCUACGGCGGGAGACCUUGUACCGGUGAGAAACUCACAAGGGUUGCUUUUGACGUGGAUACGUCUAUGUUUUCGUUCUACAGGGGGGUCAUUCUUGACAAACGGUGAUGCGGCUUCGUACAGGGAGGAAGAGGGAGGCGACACUUUACCCACAGACAUGUCGGACACCAGCGACAGCGAACCGGACAAACCGAACAACGGGGAGGGCGGGCACAAGUGCACGGCGAGCCACGAGGGUCGCCAGCUGCUGCAGCAGGAGGUGCCCUUCAACAUCGACCAGCUCUUCACCAUGAUGUUCACCAACUCCAAGUUCAACCUGGAACUGCUCGCCGCCAGGGGGACCACUGACUACGUGCAGGCGCCGUGGGAGGUGGCGGACGGGCUGAAGUGUCGCCAGAUCAGCUACACGCUGGGGCUCACGUCGGGCCCCAUCGGGCCCAAGGAAGUGCACGUCACCGAGACACAGGUGAUGAACAAGUGUUCGAAGCCCGGCGUGCUGUACUCGAUAGACGCGUGCAGCGAGAACACCGGCAUCCCGUACGCGGACUACUUCAGCGUGCGCGUGCACUACUGCCUGGCGCGCGUGCACGAUACCCGCACCGCGCUGCACGUGCACGCGCACAUACACUACAAGAAGAGCAUGUGGGCCACCAUCAGAGGUUUCCUAGAAAAGAACGCUAUCUCUGGUCUGGAACAGUUCUGUCGCCUGCUGCUGGCACGUCUGCAGGCGGAGGCCGAGGGCGCCGCCCCCGCCGCCAGGAAGGCGCGCCGGCAGCGGCGGAAUACCGGAGGUCUUUCGCAUUUCGCAAAUGUUUCGCAUUCGCAUGCGAUUGCGGCGGAACGGGGAACAACGCCAUCUGUCGGUGAGAAUAAUGGAACGAGCUGGAUUAAACCGAUCUGUAAACCGUCAGUGUCGUCACAAGAGCCGGUGUUGGCGGCGGCGGCCAAGUCCCCGGCGGCGGCGCUGGGCGCGCUGGGGGGCGGGGGCGCGGCGGCGCGGGGGGCGGGCGCGCGCGGGGGCGGGGGCGGGGGCGCGCUGCUGGGGGGCGCCGUGCUGCUGCUGCUGCUCGUCAACGCCGCGCUGUACUGGGGGCUGCACCACGCGCUGCUGCACCACCCCGCGCACAGGGUGGAGAGUGGGGGCGAGGGCGGGGGCGGGCAGGGGGCGGCGUGGGCGGAGUGGGCGCGCGUGCUGCAGCUGCACGCCGCCCGCCAGCGCGGGGAGCUGCGCGCGUGGCGCCGCGCGCUCGACGACACCAGGCGGCAUCUGCACCAGCGCCCCCCGAGGAUCCGCCCCCCACCACGCCCAGACCGGACCUAUAAACGCCGAGACUCAAGAAUUCGGUCAACGCCAUCCGGUAGGAAGUGUGGAAAACCAAACAACUCUACCGGUAUCGAAGCGGACGUAGAUGAAUGCUGGAAUAUUUUGAAAGAAGGUAUGGUGGAUACUGCAAAAGAAAUGUGUGGAUGCACAAAGAGGCAUAAAACAAUUAAAGGAUAUGCCUGGUGGGAUGCGGAGGUUGAAAAAUCCGUAGCAGAAAGGAAAAAAGGAUGGAUAGAUUAUGAUUCAUCUUUCCAUCUAAGUGACACUAUGAAAGAGUUAAAGAACGAAACACAAGAGAGAUUAUGGACAAAGAAGAGAAACUGA
This is a messenger RNA of Diatraea saccharalis (sugarcane borer), 1677 nucleotides long. NCBI's taxonomy places the organism in Eukaryota, Metazoa, Arthropoda, Insecta, Lepidoptera, Crambidae. The record is from the annotation of a GenBank genome assembly.